GGGCAGGAAGAGAUGGCAGCUGGGGAGACUCAGCUCUACGCGAAGGUCUCCAACCGGCUCAAAGGCCGCAGCGCACCCUCACUCCUGGACUCCCUCCUGGGGAUGGGCUUCCCAGUGCACACCGCGCUAAAGGCAUUGGCAGCUACUGGGAGAAAGACGGUGGAAGAGGCAUUGAACUGGCUGCACUGUCAUUGCAAUGACCCUUCUCUAGAUGAUCCCAUCCCCCAGGAGUACGCCCUCUUCCUCUGCCCCACGGGAUCCCUGCUGGAGGAGCUUCAGGAGUUCUGGAGAGAGAGCAAGCGUCAGUGCACCAAGAACAGAGCUCACGAGGUCUUCCCUCACAUCACACUCUGUGAAUUCUUCACGUGUGAGGACCACAAGGUGGACUGUCUGUAUGAGGCUCUGAAGAGGGCUGGCGACGGGGUGCUGGGCUCCUUCCCCUCGGCGGUCCCCCUGGUUCUCCAUUCUUCUGUCAGCUACCUGGGCUUCUUCGUGAACGACAGCCCUGCAGACAUCAUCCGGGAAUUCGCCAUGACCUUCGCCACGGAAGCAUCCAUCUUAGCAGACUGCACCGUGAAGCCUUGCACCAAGCAGCUGCACCUGACGCUGGCCCACAAGUUCUACCCCCACCACCAGAGGGCGCUGGAGCAGCUGGCCAGAGCCAUCCGCCUGGGCCCCGGCUGCCAGUGGACCGCAGCGCUGUACUCCCGAGACAUGCGCUUCGUGCACUACCAGACCCUGAGAGCCCUAUUCCAGUACAAACCCCAGAACGUGGACGAGCUGACACUGCGUCCUGGCGACUACAUCUUUGUGGACCCCACUCAGCAGGAGGAAGCCAGCGAGGGCUGGGCCAUUGGGAUCUCGCAUCGGACCGGCUGCCGGGGCUUCCUGCCAGAGAACUACACGGAGCGGGCCAGCGAGUGCGACACCUGGGUGAGGCACAGGACGUACACCUUCAGCCUGGCCAUGGACCUGAACUCCAGGAAGGAUGGUGAAGCCAGUAGCAGGCAAAAUGGGGAGCUGCCUCCCCCACAAACACCUGGGGGCAUGAACAACAUGCAGGCCUUGCAGGCAUCUAUAGCAAGGAGGAGUGUCUUGGUGGUGCGCCACGGGGAGCGGGUGGACCAGGUCUUCGGGAAGUCCUGGCUGCAGCAGUGUCUCACUCCUGAUGGGAAGUACUACCGGCCAGACCUGAACUUCCCUUGCAGUCUGCCCAGGCGGAGGAGUGGUUUCAAAGAUUUUGAAAACGAUCCACCAUUAUCAUCUUGUGGAAUUUUCCAGUCCAGAAUGGCAGGAGAAGCACUACUGGACAGUGGCGUUAGCAUCACCUCCGUCUUCACCUCCCCGGCCCUCCGCUGUGUGCAGACAGCCAAACACAUCCUGGAAGAGCUCAAACUGGAGAAAAAAGUUAAGAUAAGAGUGGAACCCGGCAUCUUUGAAUGGACAAGGUGGGAGGCCAGCAAAAGCAUCCCAAACCUCCUGACCCCGGAGGAGCUGAAGGAGGCGGAUUUCCAUGUCAGCACCGACUACAGGCCCGCGGUCCCCCUGGCCUCCCUCAUGCCAGCCGAGAGCUACGAGGAGUAUGUAGACAGGUGUGCCAUGAGCGCCAUCCGGAUGGUCAGCACCUGCCCGCAGGACCUGGGCAUCAUCCUGAUCGUGGGCCAUGGCUCGACACUGGACUCCUGCACGCACCCGCUCCUCGGACUGCCACCCCGGGACUGCAGGGACCUCGCCCAGCUAGUGAGAAAGAUCCCUUCUUUGGGUAUGUGUUUCUGUGAAGAAAAUAAAGAGGAAGGAAAAUGGGAGCUGGUGAACCCUCCCGUGAAGGCGCUGACCCACGGCUCAAACUCAGCGUUUAACUGGAGGAACUGGGUCCUGGGCAGCUAAGAGACACCUCUGUGUUUUGCACAACUUCACACUGCAAGGGCUGCGAGAUACCGGCAUUUGCAGGUGUCUUGAUCUGGCCGGAUACGACCUUAAGAGGCACAAAACACUCUAAGAUUCCAGGAUGCAUGCCAACUGCCUCCACCUUUGUAACUGCCACCUGCAGAUGGGUUAUCCUAUGAGCCAGGGCCCUGGGCCGUGUGUACCAUGUGGCCUGGAGUGAAAUCAACAACUGUGACUGGUUCCCUGGAAUUAAAGACCCAUCCCCACUGAAAGGCUGUCCACACUGAAGACAAUCCACUUUGUUUCGUGUAAUUAGCUUUCUGCGUUCUACUUCAGUCACGGUGGCCAUGUCCACAAAGGCUGGUGGAGGCACAAUAUGCAAUAAAAUGGAGCAGGAACCCAUGUACAAGACGAACCAGGAGCCCGCCGACCGCUGUCCACACCCUGGUGCUAGCGUCCUGUUUCUGCUGUCACGAAUCACCGCCACAGAGUGCUAACCAGGGUCAGCACAGGUGUAGAAACACAGAUCAGUCUGGUUGCAGUUCUGGUCAGAAGAUGGGGGAGCAGGCACCAUUCCUCCGCAGGCUCUGGGGGAAGCACCCUUUUCCUGCCCUCUCCAGCACCUUCCUCCUUCUUACAAGCAGCUGUGCCAUUCAAAUUUCUCUCCAUCCCUCUGCCCUGCCUUCUGCCUCUGACCCUCCUGCCUGCCUGUUGUGUGGACCCGUGAUGACACCAGGCCACCGAUGACCAGGGCAGUCUCCCUUUCUCAAGAUCCUUAGCUUAAGCCAAGUGGCAAAUUCCCCUUGGUGGUGGGAGGGAACAUGGGUCUGGGGACAGGAGGUGGGCGUCUUGGGGGCCACUCCGCAGCCACGCACCCAGCUGCCUCCACAGGGGCCCAGCGGGGGGUUGACCCUGAGCAGGUCGCUUCAGCGUCUCCUUUUCUACUUUUUGAUCAGGUGGCUGGUGGGCUUUGCCAAUGGGGGGUGGGGGGAAGGUCCUGCCCUAGCAGAGGGGACCCGGCCGCAUGGUGAACGCUGCCACGAUGGUGUGGCUCCAGGGGUGCCUCUGACCUAAGCUGCUCCAGGUGGUCAGUGGGCAUCUCCCCAGCCCCCCUGCAGGUCACACCUGCCCCCACAGCCAAUGCAUCUGGUGCCUGGAAUGAAAUCCCACCACGCUCGGGAAGGCCCGAUAGCCUUUCUUCCAUCCCACCCUGUUCCAGUUCUGACAUUGUUUCGCAGGUGUGGUUUGGGACUGGCUGGCCUGCAACUGGCCUUUUACAGGGAACACGGCGGGAGGAGGCCCCAGCUCACCUCCUCCCCUGGUAAGGCGGGAGCCUCAUCCUGUGGGCUGGGGACGGGGGCCAGAACCUCGAGGGGCAGCCAGCAGUGGUCAGACGGAGGGAGGCCGACCCUCCCUGCCUGGCUUCUUCGUCCAACUCUGUCUCCUGAGAAAGAAAAUGCUUUUGUCCCUGAUUUUACUUUCCUCCUGAUGUCAUGUUUCUGUCUCCAAAUGUGAGGAAGUUUAAGCAACACAGAGCAGAGGGCAGAGGGCAGCAUGCCCAGGUCACCCCAGGCCUGGUCUGCACCACAGAACAGCCUUCAGGGCCAUAACCCUAGUGCCUCCCGACAGG
Manis pentadactyla (Chinese pangolin) is the source of this 3517-nucleotide messenger RNA. It is a transcript of the gene UBASH3A, whose product is annotated as ubiquitin associated and SH3 domain containing A. The record is from RefSeq and is a predicted model, not a curated record. The transcript is spliced from 14 exons. Gene Ontology annotation, biological process: negative regulation of T cell receptor signaling pathway. The coding region runs from base 13 to 1887 and encodes 624 amino acids. NCBI's taxonomy places the organism in Eukaryota, Metazoa, Chordata, Mammalia, Pholidota, Manidae. Gene Ontology annotation, cellular component: cytoplasm. Gene Ontology annotation, molecular function: protein binding.